GUUGUUUGUUUACAAAUGCUGCAGCCUUUGUGAUAGUAAAAUUGCAGAAUUUGGGGUUUUUUGCUGUUGAUGGAAGGAGAAACGCCUAGAGCUCUCAUAAAAGGAGUUCUACAAACCAGUCAGACAACAAGAAGCAGUCCGAGACUGGCACAAACAGCUACAAGAGAGCGUCCUUCCAGAUCGUUGACGCAAUCCAGUCGUAAACCAAAAUCCUUGACGAAGGUCUUGAGUUCUGCCACCAAAAGGCCAGCAACACAAGGUUUGUUAAAGAGCAAUGCAAAGAGACGAAGAAGCGUCACCUCAACACCAAGUGAGACUGUCACACCAAGAACAAACAUCCGGGCUUACCUCGCUGCAGCUGACACUAAAUCACCAGCGAAGAUUGCAAAAACAACAACCGCAAAUCAAAGACUGUCACAGUCAGUAGUAAAUGACCGGCAAGUGUUAAUGACCAGUGAAUCCAGCGCUCAACAAAAAUCACGUCCGCGUACAAGGCUCAGCCAAAGUUUACCAACACCGAGCGAAAAUAUAACACCUCGUGCAGCAAUUCAAGGUUAUCUUAACGCAGUUAACACAGUACCAAAAAAAAACCGAACUACAUCAAAACAGGACGAAAAAAGAAAAUCUGAAUCCGGAGAAGAGAGCGCCGAAGAUGGAGAGGAACGAAUUCAAUCUGGAGUUGAAGCCGUUGAAUCCGGGGAUGAAAGUAGCGAGCGUGGAGAUAAAAAUGUUGAAUCUAGUGAUGAAAAAGAUAAACAUGCGGAUAAAUACGGUGAUGAGAAAGAAGGCUCUGAAAAAGAAGACUUUCAAAACGAUACUCGGGAACACGGAAAUGAGUCUGACGAACAACAGGAACUAGAGGACGCUCCAGUAGAGCGCGAAGAUAAAUACGAAUCUUCACGGGAGGCUACGGCAGAAUCUUCACAAGACGAAGAGGAAAUGUCUGGGGAGGGUGGUGAUAAACUAAAUUCCUCACAAGAGGAAAGUUCGCAAGAAAAUGAUUCAGUCAGCAAGUUUGCUGGUGGUGAUCCAACCCAGGGGGGUGAAAGCUUGCGUGCUGCUUCAGAUUUGGAAAGAAGUGGCGUCUCUAAGUCUGUUGCAUGGGGUGAACUGCGCACUCCGGUUCUACCUACUACAACCAAAGUUAAGGCUACGCCUAUAGUGCCUGGAAAACCAACAGCAAAACAAAAGAAGGCUAGCGAGGUCAAAAAAGCCGCCAGAAAGACGAACCAAGCGAAAAAAACCACCAGAAAAGACAGUUCACUUCUCAGGCUACCAUCGAGUUUGGUGAACGGGAUAUUCCGUCAUUUUUCUGCGCUGAGAGUUUCUAAAGAUGCUUUGGAUGCAGUUCACGUUGGAUCCGAUGCAUUUUUUGAGCACGUUACAGAAGACCUUUUCUCCUAUUCAAAGCAUGCUGGAAGAAAAACGAUCGAGGAAUCUGACGUUGAAUUACUAAUGCGAAGACAAGGUUUGGUGAAAUCAAGAGAAUCGUUCCACGCCCUGAUUGAAAAAUAUCUUCCAAUGGAAUAUAGACAGGAGAUCAUUCCGACCGCAAAGUCGGGAAAUAAGGUCGUACCAAAAGCGAAGACCUGAAUAAUUUCGUUUUACAAAAAAGAUGCUCGAAUAUUUUAAUGACUAGUACAUCGUUUUUGUAGCUCUACUAAGUAGCUUUCAUGUUGUAAAUAAGAAUAAUCAU
Messenger RNA from Dendronephthya gigantea, 1696 nucleotides. RefSeq names its product centromere protein T-like. Gene Ontology annotation, cellular component: kinetochore. Lineage: Eukaryota; Metazoa; Cnidaria; Anthozoa; Malacalcyonacea; Nephtheidae. Gene Ontology annotation, biological process: mitotic cell cycle; chromosome segregation; kinetochore assembly. The record is from RefSeq and is a predicted model, not a curated record. Gene Ontology annotation, molecular function: DNA binding; protein heterodimerization activity. Bases 70 to 1593 code for a protein of 507 amino acids. The transcript is spliced from 10 exons.